Molecule: messenger RNA, 4411 nt
Organism: Myotis davidii
Lineage: Eukaryota; Metazoa; Chordata; Mammalia; Chiroptera; Vespertilionidae
Gene: LGR4
Product: leucine-rich repeat containing G protein-coupled receptor 4
Biological process (GO): G protein-coupled receptor signaling pathway
Cellular component (GO): membrane
Molecular function (GO): protein-hormone receptor activity; G protein-coupled receptor activity; protein binding
Source: RefSeq, a predicted model, not a curated record
AUGGUGGAGCUCACAGUGAUAUGCACUUGGCCACCAGCAAACAGGGAUAUCAGUAUGAACAACAUUACUCAGUUACCUGAAGAUGCUUUUAAGAACUUCCCUUUUCUGGAGGAGCUACGAUUGGCUGGCAACGACCUUUCUUUUAUCCACCCAAAGGCCUUGUCUGGGUUGAAAGAGCUCAAAGUUCUAACCCUCCAAAACAAUCAGUUGAAAACAGUGCCCAGUGAAGCCAUUCGAGGACUGAGUGCUUUGCAGUCUUUGCGUCUGGAUGCCAACCACAUCACCUCAGUCCCCGAGGACAGCUUCGAGGGGCUCCCUCAGCUCCGACACCUGUGGCUGGACGACAAUAGUCUGACGGAGGUGCCCAUUCAACCCCUCAGCAAUCUGCCCACCCUGCAGGCACUCACCUUGGCUCUCAACAAAAUCUCCAGCAUCCCCGAUUUUGCAUUUACCAACCUGUCGAGUCUGGUGGUUCUGCACCUUCAUAACAAUAAAAUUAAAAGCCUGGGCCGACACUGUUUUGAUGGACUAGAUAACCUGGAAACCUUGGACUUGAAUUAUAAUAACUUGGGAGAAUUUCCCCAGGCUAUUAAAGCCCUUCCUAGCCUAAAAGAACUAGAUUUGGGGGGCAGACAUGUUAUGAUUAUCCCUGAUGGAGCAUUUGAUGGUAAUCCACUGUUAAGAACUAUACAUUUGUAUGAUAAUCCUCUAUCUUUCGUGGGGAACUCAGCAUUUCACAAUUUAUCGGAUCUGCAUUCCUUAGUCAUCCGUGGUGCCAGCAUGGUGCAGCAGUUCCCCAAUCUGACCGGGACUGUCCACCUGGAGAGUCUGACCUUGACAGGUACGAAGAUAAGCAGUAUAUCCAGUAAUCUGUGCCAAGAACAAAAGAUGCUUAGGACUUUGGACUUGUCCUACAACAAUAUAAAAGACCUCCCAAGCUUUAAUGGUUGUCAUGCUCUGGAAGAAAUUUCUUUGCAACGUAAUCAGAUCCGCCAAAUCAGAGAAGGCACGUUUCAAGGCCUCAUAUCCCUAAGGAUACUAGAUCUGAGUAGAAACCUGAUCCAUGAAAUUCACGACAGAGCUUUUGCCAAGCUUGGGUCAAUAACUAACCUAGAUGUCAGUUUCAAUGAAUUAACGUCAUUUCCUACGGAAGGCCUGAAUGGGCUGAAUCAACUGAAACUUGUGGGCAACUUCCAGCUGAAAGAAGCUUUGGCAGCAAAAGACUUUGUUAAUCUCAGGUCAUUAUCGGUACCCUAUGCUUAUCAGUGCUGUGCAUUUUGGGGUUGCGACUCUUACACCCAUUCAAACACGGAAGAUAAGAGCCUCCAAGAACACAGUGUGGCCAAGGAUAAAGGUCCCGCUGAUGCCGCAGGGGUCACUAGCAGUGCUGAAAAUGAAGAGCACAGUCAAAUAAUUAUCCACUGCACGCCUUCAACAGGUGCUUUUAAGCCCUGCGAAUAUUUACUGGGAAGCUGGAUGAUCCGUCUUACCGUGUGGUUCAUUUUCUUGGUUGCAUUGUUUUUCAACCUGCUUGUCAUUUUAACAACAUUCGCACCCUGUACAUCCCUACCCUCCUCCAAAUUGUUCAUAGGCCUGAUUGCUGUGGCCAACUUACUCAUGGGGGCCUAUACUGGCAUCUUAACGUUUCUGGAUGCUGUGUCCUGGGGCAGAUUCUCCGAAUUUGGCAUUUGGUGGGAGAUCGGCAGUGGCUGCAAGAUAGCUGGGUUUCUUGCCGUUUUCUCCUCGGAAAGCGCCAUCUUCCUGUUAACGUUGGCCGCUGUCGAAAGGAGCCUGUCUGCCAAAGAGAUCACGAAAAACGGGAAGAGCCAUCACCUCAAGCAGUUCCGCGUGGCUGCCCUGCUGGCGUGCGCGGGGGCCGCCGUGGCGGGCUGCUUCCCCCUCUUCCACGGCGGGGAGUACUCGGCCUCCCCGCUCUGCUUGCCGUUCCCCACGGGAGAGGCGCCCGCCUUGGGCUUUACGGUGGCCUUGGUGCUGCUAAACUCCCUGGCGUUCUUGCUGAUGGCCGUCAUCUACACCAAACUCUACUGCAACUUGGAAAAGGAGGACCUCUCCGAGGGCUCGCAGGCCGGCGCGAUCAAGCACGUGGCGUGGCUCAUCUUCACCAACUGCAUCUUCUUCUGCCCCGUGGCCUUCUUCUCCUUCGCGCCGCUCAUCACCGCCGUCUCGGUCAGCCCCGAGAUCAUGAAGUCGGUCACGCUGAUCUUCUUCCCGCUGCCCGCUUGCCUGAACCCGGUCCUGUAUGUGUUCUUCAACCCCAAGUUCAAAGAAGACUGGAAGGUGCUGAAGCGACAGCGUGAGCAGGAUUUCUACUACGACUGCGGCGUGUACUCGCAUCUGCCGGGCAACCUGGCCGUGUGCGACUGCUGCGAGUCCUUCCUCUUGACAAAGCCGGUGUCGUGCAAACACUUGAUCAAGUCGCACAGCUGCCCCGCCCUGGCCGUGGGCUCGUGCCCCAGGCCGGACGGCUACUGGUCGGACUGUGGCACGCAGUCGGCCCAUUCCGACUACGCGGAUGAGGAAGAUUCCUUUGUCUCCGACAGCUCUGACCAGGUGCAGGCCUGCGGACGAGCCUGCUUCUACCAGAGUCGAGGAUUCCCCUUGGUGCGCUAUGCUUACAACCUGCCCAGAGUGAGAGACUGAAUCGGGGUGUCUGUGACUGCGUCCCCCAUCAGCCACAAUCCCCGUGUUCAUAGAGUUGGACCCUCGUCUGGUCUUUCAUCCGGGAAGCACUUCUGUGACCACUGCCUGGUGUCACGGAGAGAAGAGGGAGAAGGUGGCAGACAUUUUCAGAGAACAAGUGCCUGGACGAUCCAUGGGUGAAAAAUCCAGUGUCCGAGCGCGGUGUGGUCUAUUUGGGACAACUCUGUAACUUGGAAAGGUUUUAUGUAUAUCCUAGCAUUCUAACGUUAGGUUUAUCUGAAAUUUGCCUAAGCAGCAAAAAACAAAACAAAACAUUAACCUGUUUCUGAAUGAAGCACAAGAUAAAGAACAGCUGUUAAUAUAUUUUAAAGAAUAUUUUUAAAAUGUGGUUUCACACAACUGAAGAAAGUCUUGCUAAUUUUACCUAAUGUCUGAUCAUUAAUCUCAGGACAACGGACUUCAGGGCCAAAAAGGGGAUCGUCUCCCAGGUAGGACUGUGAGAGUGAAUGUAGGCCUUAGGUGGUGGCGUUUUCUGUUUCCAUCUUUGACAUAAUAGAAUCAUACAUUUUCUUGGAAUGAUUUGUAAACCUUAAAACCUGAAGAUGUUUUCAAACAAUAUUAACAACUAUUAGAUUUUAAAAGAACAGCAUGAACAUUUGUUUUUAGUCAUUUUACAUUGCUUUGGCGCGAUCAGUCCUUUUUUUCCCCUGAGUGUUUUGUCAUCACACUACUAGGAAAAGUAAAAGGGCUAAUUGCUGUGUGGGUUUAGUAGAUUUGGCUAAACUACUAACUUAACUUCGGAGUUUAAUAGUACCUGAGGGAUUUGAUGGCUCUGUGUAAUGUUCCCAUUAAUGAACACUUCCUAAUAUCAUUGGCUUUACUGAUGUUUUCCAGUUUUGUUGGUAUGUUACCUACUUAUAUUUUGAAUUAUACAGAAAGAAAACUGGUAAGUAAUUGCAUUUAAUUGGAAGAAAUUGGGAGUAAUUAUGAUACAAAGCACUUACAUUGAUUUCUUAGCUGGAUUCUCCUGAACUUAUGCUGUUUCCAUACAUUUCCCCCUACAGUAAUUUACAAAAAGCCUGUGAAACAACAGUUCACAGCUUAAAUACUGUGUUUUUGUAAAACAGGACACAUGUCAUUAAAAAAGAAGAAGGGAUAAAAAUGAAUAAAGCUUAGGGCCAUGUCUUUAAAAAUGAAAAAUUUUACUUGAUUCUCAUCUAUAGACUUUUGAUAUGUCACGAUGUGGGGUCAUAAAGUUAUAAAUGUUCAAUAUGUUUUUUGAACAAUAUGCUAAAUCAAUAGCGAACCCACUGCCAUAUUAGUUUUACCGGAUAUACUAAAAACAUUAAGCUAGAUUGCAGUUUAAUAAUUAAACUGUAUAUACUGUGCAUAUAAUGAAUUUUUAUCUUAUGUAAAUUAUUUUUAGAACACAAGUUGGGAAAUGUGGCUUCUGUUCAUUUCGUUUAAUUAAAGCUACCUCCUAAACUAUAGUGGCUGCCAGUAGCAGAAUGUUAAAUUGUGGUUUAUAUACUUUUUUGCAUUGUAAAUAGUCUUGGUUGUACAUUGUCCGUGUAAUAAAAACAGAAUCUUUGUAUAUCAAAAUCAUGUAAUUUGUGUAAAAUGUGGGAGGGAUUUAUUUACAGUGUGUUGUAAUUUUGUAAGGCCAACUAUUCACAAGUUUUUAAAAUUGCUGUCAUGUUUGUAUAUUUACACAUUGAUAAAUAUUAAAUCAUAACUUGGUAAAAAAAAA